Molecule: messenger RNA, 6077 nt
Organism: Silurus meridionalis
Lineage: Eukaryota; Metazoa; Chordata; Actinopteri; Siluriformes; Siluridae
Gene: hdlbpb
Product: high density lipoprotein binding protein b
Cellular component (GO): nucleus; cytoplasm
Molecular function (GO): mRNA binding
Source: RefSeq, a predicted model, not a curated record
ACACAUGGCCAAAAAUAUUGGGACACCCGACUUUCCCCAGACGUACUUGAUUCUUCCCAGUCAAGCACAAGCUCCGUGAAGAUCUGCUUAACAUGGGUUGGAGUGGAAGAUCUCCCACUGUAGAGCUCUGACCUGAUUAAACUUGAUGAAAACGAGCGCUGAUUGUAGACCAGGCCUCCUCACCUACAUCAGAACCUUCACUGCACAAAUCUCCACAAAAUCUAGUGGAACAUCUUCCCAAAAGUGUGGAGGUUAUUAUAAGAGCAGGUCAGGUGUCCGAAAACAUUUGGUCUGUCUCGCUUUUAAGGCAAAAUGUGGCAUUGAAUUAAAUUCAGCGGGGGUUAGACUCCAAACGCUCGCUGGUGUAGUUUUCCAGAUCGGGUGUGUGUCGUGUCGGGAUUAUGGGAGCGUUCGGUGUGGUGUUCAGGAGCUCCAGGCGGUGUCAGAGAGACCAGAGAGAAUAUACACCCAGCACCACAGAGCCAAAUGACGAUGCAAAUCUCUGUGUGCUCUUUAUCAGGCGGGAAAAGCGGAUCCACUCUUGUAACAUGAGCUCGGUGGCUGUGUUGACUCAGGAGAGUUUUGCUGAGCACCGUAGCGGGCUGAAGGACACGCAGGUCUCAGGUGGUGUUUCUGAAGAUGAAGCGUACAUCCCUACGUAUUUGGAAGCCUUCCCGCCGUUGCCGGAGAAGAGCACACCCGGGGAGAGAUCUGGAGAUCCAGUGGGAGCUUGGAGCAAAAUCCGACCCAUUAAAGCUUCUGUCAUUACGCAGGUGUUCCACGUGCCGUUGGAGGAGCGUCGCUACAAGGACAACAGCCAGUUCGGAGAAGGAGAAGAAGCGAAAGUGUGUCUCGACAUCAUGCAGAAGACCGGCGCUCAUAUUGAACUCUCUCUGGCGAAAGAUCAAGGACUUUCCAUCAUGGUGACCGGGAAACUCGACUCGGUCAUGAAGGCUCGGAAAGAAAGGACAAAACAUCGGACGCAGGCCUCGGCUGCCGUCGUCAUCCCGAAGGAGCACCAUCGCUUCGUGAUUGGGAAAAAUGGAGAGAAACUACAAGAGCUGGAACUGAAAACGGCUACCAAGAUCACCAUUCCCCGUCCCGACGACCCGAACGCCAACAUACGCAUCAGCGGCACCAAGGAGGGCAUCGAGAAAGCCAGGCACGAGAUCCUGCUCAUCUCUGCAGAACAGGACAAGCGUGCGGUCGAACGUCUGUCUCUAGAGAAAGUCUUUCACCCGUUCAUCGCCGCGUACAACCGACUGGUCCAGGAACUGAGCCAAGAGACAGGCGCUCGCAUCAGCAUCCCACCACCCAGCCUGCCUAAAGACGAGAUCAUCAUAACUGGGGAGAAGGAAGCGGUCGCCAUGGCCAUCGCACGCAUCCGGGCCGUUUACGAGGAGAAGAAGCGAAAAAUGACGACCAUCUCGGUAGAAGUGAAAAAGUCCCAGCAUAAAUACAUCAUCGGACCAAAAGGCAACAGUCUGCAGGAGAUCAUGGAGAGCACCGGGGUGUCUGUGGAGACCCCGUUAGACUCCAGCUCUGAGACCAUCAUCCUCCGAGGAGAACCAGACAAACUGGGACCUGCCCUGACGCAGGUGUACGCCAAGGCUAAGAGUGUCAUGGCAGUGGAAGUGACCGCCCCAGCCUGGCUUCAUCGAUUCAUCAUCGGAAAGAAAGGACAAAACAUCGGACGCAUCACACAGCAGCUUCCCAGUGUGCACAUCGAGUUUACAGACGGAGAAGAACGGAUCGUUUUGGAAGGCCCCACGGAGGAAGUGGAGCAAGCUCAGGCCCAAAUCCAGGAGAUUAUUAAUGAUCUGAUGUCGAGGAUGGACUACGCGGAAAUCAACAUCGACCAGCGUUUUCACAGACACCUCAUCGGAAAGAACGGCACCAACAUAAACCGGAUCAAGGAGCUUUACAAGGUGUGGGUUCGGAUCCCUCAGGACUCUGAUCGUUGCGGGUUGGUCCGGAUUGAGGGAGACCCCGAUGGAGUGCGGCAGGCUCGCAGGGAGCUGGUGGACAUGGCCCAGCGCAUGGAGAACGAGCGCACCAAAGACCUGAUCAUAGAGCAGAAGUUUCAUCGCACCAUCAUCGGCCAAAAAGGAGAGAAGAUCAAAGAAGUGCGAGAGAAGUUUCCUGAGGUCAUCAUCACGUUCCCUGACCAGUCUCAGAAAAGUGACAUUGUGCAGCUCCGUGGGCCCAAGAACGAGGUGGAGAAAUGUGCCAAGUUUCUCCAGAAACUCCUGCUGGACCUGGUUGAAAGCAGCUACUCAAUAUCCGUUCCCAUAUUUAAGCAGUUUCACAAAAAUAUUAUUGGGAAAGGAGGAGCCAACAUCAAAAAGAUCCGUGAAGAGACUAACACGAAGAUCGAUCUCCCCACGGAGAACAGCGACUCGGAGACGAUUGUGAUCACUGGUAAGAGGAGUAACUGUGAGGCAGCACGGGACCGAAUCCUCGCCAUCCAGAGAGACCUGGCGAACCUGAAGGAAAUGAAGGUGACCAUCCCGGCCAAGCUGCACAACUCCCUGAUCGGCUCGAAGGGCUACUUGGUGCGCUCUGUGAUGGAGGAGUGUGGAGGAGUUCACAUUCAGUUCCCUGCUGAGGGCUCCGGGGUGGACAUGGUGACCAUCAGGGGGCCUUCAGGGGAGGUGGAGAAAGCUAGGAAACAGUUACUGCAGCUUGCUGAGGAGAAGCAAGUGAACAGUUUCUCAGUAGAGCUGCAGGCCAAACCCGAGCACCACAAGUUCUUGAUUGGUCGAGGAGGAGCAAACAUUCGGCGUGUGCGUGACAGAACUGGAGCUCGCAUCAUCUUCCCUUCUCCCGAUGACCCGGAGCAGGAGCGUAUCACCAUCGUGGGCCGAGAGGAAGCAGUGCUGCUCGCUCAGAAAGAGCUUGAGACCCUCAUUAAAAACCUAGAGGACGUGAUAGAGGACAGUAUGGUCGUGGACCCACGGCAUCAUCGUCACUUCGUGUGUCGGCGAGGGCAGGUGCUGAGGGAGUUAACGGAGGAGUACGGCGGCAUCACCGUCAGUUUCCCUCGUACGGGAACGCACAGCGACUGCGUCAGCCUGAAGGGAGCCCGAGAGUGUGUGGAUGCUGCAAAGAAGCGCAUCCAGGAGAUCAUCCAGGAUCUGGAGGCUCAGGUGAGUGUGGAGGUGGUGAUUCCUCAGCGCUACCACAGAGCUGUGAUGGGGCCCAAAGGCUGCAGAAUCCAGCAGAUCACCAGAGAGUACGAGGUCCAGAUCAAAUUCCCAGAGAGAGAAGAAACAGCAGCUCAGGAAACAUCUCCCAUGGAGACGAGCAGCAGCCCAGAGACGGACUCGGUUCCUCGCAGAUGCGACCUGAUCACUGUGACGGGUCGAGUGGAGAAGUGUGAGCAGGCCCGAUCCGCCCUGCUAGCUCUGGUUCCUGUGACGGUUGACGUGGAGGUACCCUAUGACCUGCACCGCUACAUCAUUGGGCAGAAAGGAGCAGGAAUCAGAAAGAUGAUGGAGGAUUAUGGGGUGAACAUCUGGGUUCCUCAGGCUGAGCAGCAGUCGGACGUGAUAAAGGUUAUGGGGCAGGAAGUGAGUGUGGAGAGAGCCAAGCAGGCGCUGAUGUGCAGAGUCAAAGAGCUCCAGGCAGAGCAGGAGGAGCGGGCCUUACGGAGCUACAAAGUGACCCUAACGGUCGACCCUAAAUACCACCCGAAAAUCAUCGGCCGUAAAGGAGCAGUGAUCUCCCAGAUCCGCAAAGACCACGAGGUCAGCGUGCAGUUCCCUGAGAAGAGCGACGAGCAGCAGGAUGCGAUCGUGAUCUGGGGUUACGAGCAGAACGUCAAGGAGGCCAAGGCAGCUAUAGAGCACAUGGUGGCAGAGCUGCAGGAGAUGGUGAGCGAGGACAUCCGACUUGAUCACCGGGUCCACGCACGCGUCAUCGGAGCUCGCGGCAAAGCCAUCCGCAAACUCAUGGAGGAGUUCAAAGUAGAUAUAAAAUUUCCUCAGCCAGGCUCAGAUGACCAUAACAAAGUGACAGUCACGGGCCUGCCAGAGAAUGUUGAUAAAGCCAUCGACCAUCUCCUCAACCUGGAGGAGGAAUAUAUGUUAAGUGUGACAGAGACGGAGACGUUAGCUGCCUACAUGAAACCUCCUUCCCGGUUUUUGGGAGGUGGAGGAGGAGACGAUGAGAGCCGAGUCCCAGCUAAAGGCUUCAUCGUCAAAGAUGCUCCAUGGAACGUCCCAGGCAGCAAGGCCCCUGACAUGAGCAGCGCUGAGGAAUUCCCUACAUUCGGCUCUGGAGUGGCGCCGAAACAGACGUCUGCCUGGGGGCCCAAAAAGUUUUGAAAGAGAGCGACACGUGAAACACCCCCACCCCCAUCCCCUCGAUUGUCUGUUCCCGUUAACGUCCAGGAGAAACCAGAGAAUGUUUCCAAUAUGUACAUGUAGCUCUCCAAAUACCAGCAGGGGUUCGGCCCUGAGCCCGAUUCACAUCACCUGCUGCACUCGUAUCCGUUCCCUCAAUCAUGUUUUUUAACCUGUUGAGCAAAGACUCCACGCGUUUUCUGAUUCUAGCGAUGCCGAAUAGUCUUAGAUUUGAAAUGGAUAGUUUUCGGACUCACAUUUUUGAGUUCUGAUGUUACAUUUUUCUAAUUUAGAGAACCCGUAGUUCACUGUGUGGUUGUUGUUUUUUAUAGCUUUUGAUAAACCAGAGCGUUUAUAAAACAUUUUUUCCUUUUUUUUGCGCAGGCAAAAAAAAUACAACCAGCACAAUUGGUGUAGUUUGUAGAAAAGAAGGGAGGAUGGAUAGAGGAUUUUAAAAAAUAAUGAAGCACAGGGAGGUUGUAGAGGUGAGGAACCACUCUGUACAUCCACGUUUAGCUGAAAAGCAGCACAAGAAGGUGAAUUUCCAUGCGGCAGCCCCAGGGUUAGAAGUUACAGGUCUCGAUUUGAUCAUGACUGAUGACUCCGGGUUCCUCAGUUUUCCGUACUGAGACACUGAGUGAUGCGCCUGGUGCAUACGCAGUGUUUAUAAAUGAGGCUGAAGAUGCGCUUGGUGCUUUUAGAUGUUAGAUUUUACUUAAAGAAGAAAAAAGUGUUUUAUUAUUAUUAUUAUUGGUCUUGGAAAUAGAAGAACAUAAUCUUAUGGUUUUUGAGAGACACAAGCAUGUUCUUUUUGUUUUUAUGGAACAAAAAAGGCAAAAAAACACAAGAACCAGACAGUGAACGAGUGGAAGAAAGUCGUGUGGAGUCAAUUUUUUGUCUCUUAAGAGAAGACCUUGUGUGAGAUGGAGAACAGGAGAGAAGAUGUGAUCAAACUCCCUCACCCCCACACUCACACAUGGAGGUGAAAGUUUAAUGGUUUGGGAAUGUUUUGGAUUAAGGAAUAUUCUGAAAAGGAUUCCUGAACCAACAUGGCUCCCAUUCCACACUUUAACACCACGUAAUUCCGUAAGCGUCUCCUUGAACCGACUUCACAGGACGAAGCGUCUGACAGACGUCUGGAGUGAUAUUUAUCAUGAACGUCCUGCCCAGUCACCGCACCUCAAUCCUACUCAACUGCUCUGGGAUGAACUGCAUCACAAGAAAGAAAUCUCCAACUAGUGAAGAAGAUCUUUGGAGAAACGAAGUGUCCAGAUGCUGAGAGUGUGGAAAGAUGUUCUUCAUGCUGAAGGAGGAUUUUUUUUAUAUUAUUGGAAAUAAAGUCUGUAAGUUUAUAGAUGUUUGGUCAAAGUAAACGUUCAUGCUGAAGGAGGAGAACAGAAGGAGCACACACGUGUCUCUCAGAAACCAUAAAAGACUCCAAACUUUUCACAGGAACUGUAUAUUUAUUUUACGAUUUCUCUUUUUUGUUUGUUUCUUAUUAUAUAUUUAAUCUGUAUUUAUAGUUCAAUGCGUGUAAAUAUUUUUGUCUUAUAAUCACGUGCUUUCACGUCAGAUUCCGUGAUACAUGAGACGAGGUCAACUUUUUAAAAUGCAGGGUUUAAAAAAAAAAAUUUGUCUUUCUUUCUUUUUUUAAAUAUUAUUAAAGAUGCAGUUUGUAACGUUGAAUGCUGAAAUGUGAAUUCAGGUUAAAUAAAGACACACUAACAAGAA